Trypanosoma grayi is the source of this 1782-nucleotide messenger RNA. RefSeq lists its product as hypothetical. The coding region runs from base 1 to 1782 and encodes 593 amino acids. NCBI's taxonomy places the organism in Eukaryota, Euglenozoa, Kinetoplastea, Trypanosomatida, Trypanosomatidae. The record is from RefSeq and is a predicted model, not a curated record. The transcript has a single exon.
AUGCUCCGCUGGACAGGGGGUAGCAAGGCACGUGCAACAUUUAGGCAGCACCCCACUGCUUCAUAUGACAGCCGCACCUUCAAUGAUCACAACAGCAACAGUUACCCCCAGCAAGUUCUGUCAUCACAUGGCCGGGGCUCGCGGCCUCCGCUCCACCAGGAGGGCAGCAUUGAGGAAGAGUCGCUCACACGACGCCGAAGCCGCAUAGCCGCCUCGGCAUCGGCAUCGGCAACACAGGAGAGACGCGGCGAUUCACCGCCUUCGUCGCCUAGAAGCAGCAGUAACAGGAAGAAGCGAAUGUCUGUUUCUUCUGAUUCAACGACAACAGAAGAUGGCAGCCGCGGCGUGGAUUGUAUGGCGCUGCGGUGGUCUGUUAAGGCCGCCGCAGCUGCAACGCCACAGCGGCGAGAGUCGCCGGGACUCCUGGACAGCGACGUGGUAGAGGUACCGUGCGCCGUGACAACGGGGCCGUAUCCUACUGGUGACAGCGCACUGCUAUAUAGGGAUGGUGCAUAUCCUAAUUGCAGCUACGAGUGCGGCGAGCAGACUGCAACAACUGCGAGGGAAUCGGGCGGCGGAGGGGUUUUCCUUCCUAGCGGUGGUGCAACACCUGUUGCAGAGGCCGCAGCAGAGCCGUCGUGUACGCCGCCAUGUCUUGUUUCUGGGGCAGGCAACGCUGCUGGGCCGUUCGUUGACGUCACAGCAUGGAGCCCACCACGGGGUUCUUUCUGGCAGCUGUCUGUGCCCACUGAGGGCUUGCAGCAGGAGCCACAAUAUUAUCUGCAGCACCUCAGCCAGAGGGAGGAAGAUGAGACGAGCGGCGGCGCUCUUUCGCGGCUGACGUGCUGCGACCUGCACCCCGACAUGCCGGACGGGUCUUUGUACCGCCGCACGCCCUUUGCAUCGCCCAGCCCGGCGCCUAACGCACCGCAGGCGCCAUCUGCGUGGCUGGAAGAGCCGGUGACGGUGCUGCCAUACGAUGGCUUUGCGUCCUCUUUCCUCGACGACGGCAAUGACUCUGUGGGACCAGGUGGGGAUGCCUAUGCGCCCGCUCCUGUUUAUACAGGAACGGGUGCGGGUGGUGCGACCGGUUACUGGGUGCCUGGCUACGAUGGCAGAAAUACAUCGGUUUCCGCACAGUCGUACGGCGAGGCAGCCUUCUUUGCUCCGACGCCGUACCCACCGUGCGUGACAGACUACCGAGCACCGGCUCCAUCAGCAGCGGGGGGUUUAGCAGCGCCAACGGAGACCGCUGUGGCGCUCACGUCGCUGCUGGGCCACAGGCAUCGCAGUCGCACCGGGGCGUAUGUGACACCCACAUGGCCUUCCACACAACACGAUGCGGCCUGCGCCGAUGGAUACCCACUCUGGCGCGGUGUGGGUGCAGCGCCGCCGCGGUACGCCGCUACACGUGGAGGAGACAGGCCACAUGCAGCAGUAGCAGGAAGAAGCGCCGCCGCCGCCGCCGCUGCUGCUGCUGCUGCUGCUUCUGCUGCUGCUACUGCUGCUGCUACUGCUACUGCUCGCGCUCGUGGUGGUGGUGGUGGGCGACGGCGUGGGUAUGCGNGCAGCGCCGCCGCGGUACGCCGCUACACGUGGAGGAGACAGGCCACAUGCAGCAGUAGCAGGAAGAAGCGCCGCCGCCGCCGCUGCUGCUGCUGCUGCUGCUGCUGCUUCUGCUGCUGCUUCUGCUGCUGCUACUGCUGCUGCUACUGCUACUGCUCGCGCUCGUGGUGGUGGUGGUGGGCGACGGCGUGGGUAUGCGGUGAAUCUCUCCGGUGA